AUGGCCGACACGUCCGCCAUGAAAGACAUUAGGGGGGACGAUGAUGUGCAGUUGGCAGCCAUGGGCCAUAAGGCCGAGUUGAAGCGAAAUUUCUCACUUUUGUCCAUGUUAGGAUUGGCCUUUGCUAUUCUAAAUUCUUGGACCGCUCUAUCGGCGAGCUUAUCUCUUAGCCUACCGUCUGGAGGCUGUGUAAGUGUCGUCUGGGCGCUGGUGGACAAUACCAUUGGGUUGCAGCUUGCAUUGACUGCCACCGGUGGCCUGCUGGGCAGCGAGUUGAUUCUGGGCAUAAUCUCAUUAUUGCAUCCGACCUUUGAAGCACAACGCUGGCACCAAUUUUUAAUCUAUACUGGCUAUAAUAUUGCUGCGUUCAUCAUCAACGCCCUCAUGAACAAUGGCCUUCCGUACUUCACUAAGGGUGCUUUCAUUUGGUCCUUAUCCGGAUUUGCCAUCGUCUCGAUAACACUUCUUGCAUGCUCGUCACCCAACUACAACUCGGGAGAAUUUGUGUUUGGAAAGUUUAUCAACGAAACAGGAUGGCCUGAUGGUGUCGCUUGGCUACUUGGUCUUCUUCAAGGUGGACUUGGUCUCACAGGAUUUGAUGGGGUUGCCCAUAUGAUUGAGGAAAUCCCCAAUCCAUCUGUCGUGGGCCCUAAGAUUAUGAUAGGGUGCGUCUGUAUUGGUACCGUGACAGGUUCGAUCUUUUUGAUCGUGCUCCUCUUCGUUGCCGGUGAUAUCUACAAUGUCAUCGAUUCUGCUGCGGGAUGUCUUCUGCAGAUCUUUAAAGAUGCAACUGGAAGCAAUGCUGGGUCAAUCUGUCUUCUAAUGUUCCCUCUUGUUUGCAUUCUUUUCGCAGCCACGAGUAUCAUGACCACCAGUAGCCGUAUGAUCUAUGCUUUUGCAAGAGAUGGCGGUCUUCCUGCUUCACCCUUCUUUUCCAGGGUUCAUCCGAAGCUCAAUGUUCCACUGAACGCCUUGUAUCUGACGUUUGCUGUUAUCACUGUCUUUGGGCUUAUUUUCCUCGGGUCUUCGAGUGCAUUCAACGCUAUUAUCUCAUCAUCAGUAGUGAUGCUUGACAUCGCAUACGGUAUUCCGAUUGCAGUAAACUGCCUGCGUGGUCGCGCUAUGCUGCCUGAACGCUCAUUUGUUCUCCCGAAUACUUUAGGCUGGAUCGCCAACAUAAUUUCUCUUACAUACAUUAGCCUCACCACGGUGCUAUUCCUCUUCCCUCCAGUGCUGCCUGCGACCGGUAGCAGUAUGAACUACUGUGUUGCUGCUUUUGGUAUUAUUCUUGUCAUCUCGACAUUCCAGUGGUUCAUUGAUGGCCGCAAGAACUUCACUGGGCCACGGGCUGAUGUGGAUAUCCUUGCAGGCGUAAUUGAAGAAGUGCCCACGCACGCUGGGACCGCUGAAACCCAUGGGAAAAGCGAUGGGAAAUAA
Aspergillus bombycis is the source of this 1437-nucleotide messenger RNA. RefSeq names its product GABA permease GabA. The coding region runs from base 1 to 1437 and encodes 478 amino acids. Gene Ontology annotation, cellular component: membrane. The record is from RefSeq and is a predicted model, not a curated record. The transcript has 17 exons. Gene Ontology annotation, biological process: transmembrane transport. NCBI's taxonomy places the organism in Eukaryota, Fungi, Ascomycota, Eurotiomycetes, Eurotiales, Aspergillaceae. Gene Ontology annotation, molecular function: transmembrane transporter activity.